UUAUUUCUCAUAGUAAACAUAUUACAUAAAUCAUUAUUGUUUCUAUUCUUUUCAAUAAACAACAUAUUUGUUGAGAUGGAUAGAUAUAUAUUAUCAUGUGAAGAUUUAUUAUUAUUUAUCCAUCAUUAAAACCAUACUACUAUUAAUACUACUACUAUUACUACUACUAAUAACCACUAAAGAUAAGUAGUCUAUUAGUGAUAAUCAUCAUUUUGCCAAUCAUUCUCAAACAUUCAACAUACAUAAAUCAAUGAUAUUUCUAGAAAGCCAAAGGAAUUAAAAUCAUUACAAAUAAAUGAAUGACUUAGAGUAUUCUAUGUAUUUCUCCUAUUCAUUGUAUAUAUAGAUUUAUAUAUUUCAUAAUUAAAUGUUCUAAACGUUUUAGAGAAUCUCUUUGAACAUAUGAGAUAUAGUAUGGAUAUAUGAGUGUGUCUGUGUGUGUGUGUGUGUGUCCGGGGGCGAGGAGGUUUAUGUAUGUAUUGUAGUGAAGAACAACUGUUUCGUAUUGUAUUCAAUUGUGAAUAUUAUUUUUAGCUAUUGGAUAAAUACUUUUUCAUUUUAAAAAAAAGAUUUCUUUACGUGGAAGAACAGAUCAUUUCAUUGUUAACCAUAGCAACAACACCACCAACAACAACAGCAACAACAGUAACUCAUGGAUCUGUUACCAACCAUUUAUACACAUAGAUCAAUGUAUAGAAAUAAUAAUAAUAAUAAUCAUAAAAACACUAUUGAAGAUUCAAAUCAUAAUGAUGAAGAGAAUGGAUUAUUAAAAGAAUAUCAUUCUAUUGAAUAUGAUGAAUUACUACAACAUCAACAUCAUCACCAUCAGCAUCAACAUCAUCAGCAUCAGCAGCAUCAGCAUCAUCAGCAUCAGCAUCAGCAUCAACAGCAUCAGAUUAUUCAACAACAAACAAAAUUAUUUCGUCAAUUAUCUGCUAUACCUAAUCCAAUUUAUUAUUAUUUACAUUUAUUUUAUAUAAAACGUGUUGAAACAAGACGUAUUCAAAUUGCUAAAACAUUACAUGAAAUUGUAAAAAUAGCUCAAGAGAUUUUACAUGAAGUGGAAUUACAAGAACCACGUUUUGUUAGUACAUUAAAAGUAAUGAAUAUGAAUAAUAUAGAAAAGAAACAACAGAAUAAUGAAGAUAGUGAUGUAAUAAUAAUAAUACUCUAUUGGAUACUACUUUGAAUGUAAUCCAUACAACGAAUAGUACUUCUACUACUAAUACUACUAAUACUA
Messenger RNA from Schistosoma spindalis, 1240 nucleotides. Lineage: Eukaryota; Metazoa; Platyhelminthes; Trematoda; Strigeidida; Schistosomatidae. The record is from the annotation of a GenBank genome assembly.